AUGUUCACCACAUGCAUACACGGUUCUGAUUCCAAGAUCCACUGCAAUGAGAAAGACAAGCAAAUCCUUUUGAACUUCAAAAAUGGAGCCAUAGAUCUAUCAGGCCUCCUCUCUACAUGGUCCUCUCAACAAGAUUGCUGCCAUUGGUAUGGAGUUGUGUGUCACAACUUCACCAGUAGAGUCACACAACUCAAUCUCCCUUGUUCAUUUAUAAAUGGCUAUGGUUAUAAUAACUUCAUUGAUAAAUCACACUGUCUCUCAGGUGACAUCCCCAUAUCUUUGUUGCAAAUGGAAUUUUUAGAACACUUGGAUUUGAGUAACCAUGAUUUCUUAGCUAUGACAUAUAAUUCCAUGAAUAGUCCAAGUUGUCAUAACCUUUCAUUAGGUAAUCUUCCUUAUCCGUGUGAAAAAUCUUCAAGUCUUCAUUACCUUGAUCUAUCAGGUAAUUUAAACCUUCUAAUUCACAAUUUGAAAUGGCAUUCUAGUGCUUCCUCAUUGAAAUAUAUUGACCUUAGUGGUAUUGAUCUUCGCACGGAAACUAAUUGGGUCCAGUUAAUGGCCAUGCUUCCAUCAUUGUCAGAGUUGUACUUGGUUGAUUGUCAUCUUGAUAACAUGAGUCCUUCUCUUCAUUUUGCUAAUUUUACUGCACUUGAAGUUCUUGAUCUUUCCGUGAAUGCAAUUCACUCAGAGGUGCCUAAUUGGUUAUUCAAUCUUACUUGUGAUAUCUCUUAUAUUUACCUAGACAAUAAUCUUUUGAGAGGUGAAUUACCUAAGGCAAUGCCAAAUUUUCAAGUCUUGAAAUACUUGAUUUUGUCUAACAAUGAUUUAAAUGGACCAAUUCCAGAUUGCUUAGGUAAACUUGAGCAUCUCACAUACCUUGAUUUAUCUUCAAACUUAUUUUCUGGACCUCUUCCUAUAAAUUUGGGAAACCUGUCAUCUUUAGUUGCCUUAAAGGCCAGGUCUAACUACUUUACAGGAGUUGUGUCUGAAAAACAUUUCACAAAUCUAUCAAAUUUAAAGUUCUUGUUUGUGGAAUCACCAGACAUCAUCUUUGAUUUUGACUUACAUUGGAUACCUCCUUUCCAACUUGAUGGUGUAUUUUUGGGUCCUGUUGGCCCUAAACCUCCUCAAUGGUUGUGUACACAGACAUCUCUCAAGUCCCUUGGUUUUGCGAACUCAAAAUUUUCAUUUGAGACUGGAGACAAGUUUGGAGUUUUGUAUCCAAAAUUGAACUUCUCCAAUUGGUGGGCAACUCAAUAG
Arachis duranensis is the source of this 1260-nucleotide messenger RNA. RefSeq names its product receptor-like protein EIX2. Bases 1 to 1260 code for a protein of 419 amino acids. Gene Ontology annotation, molecular function: protein binding. The transcript has a single exon. The record is from RefSeq and is a predicted model, not a curated record. NCBI's taxonomy places the organism in Eukaryota, Viridiplantae, Streptophyta, Magnoliopsida, Fabales, Fabaceae.